UCCUUCUCCAAGUCCAACCAAGUCCUCCAGCCGUCGGUGCGCGUGUUGUCCGUGCGCGCGCAAUCAAGAGACCUUCAAUUUGCUACAAAGUUGCCCCAGAAACCAAUCCCCAUGUGCCCUCCCCAUUUCGCAACCCCCACACCAUACGCAGAGAAGCAACGCCUACCUCUCACUUCAUUCACCGCGCAUGUCGUCCUUCCUAGUUUCCCUCCAUUGCGCCACAAACGGCAACACCGCCUCGCUCAAGAAUGGGUCCAACAUUAUCGGCCGUGGCGAGAUUUUGGGACUUAGUGAUCGCAGACUGAGUAAAAAGCAACUCAAUAUCGUCGUCGAUGCUCAAGCACGGACUGUCACGGCCGAAAGGCUAGGACCCAAUCCCUCAUCCCACAACGGCCGCGACAUGCCCAAAGACACCAUCAUCCUCCUCCGCCACAACGACAAGAUCGCCCUCGUCGCCGGCACACACAUCUGCACCCUCUCCAUCGUCCAGGCCGCGUUCUCAUCUGUUCCCUAUUCUGACCCGGUGGUGGGGAUCACGUCCUCUGAGGCUGAUUUGCAUCCAUCGCAGCAUGAUGAUGGGGUGUUGGAGGAGGUUGCGAUGGAUACGGCUGACCAUGGCGCGGGGGAGGAGGAGGAGGACGUGCAGUCGCAUGCGGGGGUGAGCGAUACGGGUGAGGCGGGGUUUCCGGUAAGGCCGGAAGAUUUUUCGGAGGAAUCGGAUGAUGUUGUUGGGUCUGGGCUGGACGUGUCGGAGGCGGAGGAGGCGGAGGCGGAGGCGGAGAUGAUGCGGAUGCGUGCGGUGGCGAAACGACCGGCGGCGGAGAGGAGGCCGCCACGGGUUCCUGCUGGGCCCGGUGGGAGGAAGCGGGCCGCGUCGCCGUCUGCGCGGGCGAGGCCGAGGACGAGAGCAGCUGCAACAGCGACAGGGACAGGUGGAGCCCGUCGUGUGACGUCGUACGGCGCGUUUGUGAAGGCCACGCGACCGGCGUUGAAGCGGGAGUAUCCGCACCAUUCGGGACCAGAGAUCACCAAGUUGCUGAAGCGGAGAUGGAUGGCGUUGGAUGAUGAGGCGAGAAAGACAUUCGAAGAUCAAGCAGCAGCCCAAAACGAAGCCUCAGCAGCCGCAGCGGACACGGAAGCCGCAGCCUCAUCCCCAUCUACCUCCCCCACCCGCCCUUUACCCCCACCCUCCUCCACCCGCCCCAUACCCUCCUCAUCCACAGCGCCACCUCCCCCCCGCCCAAAACGUACCUCGCUCCUCCGCUCAUCCUCCGCAACCGACUCGGACGCCAUCCCGUCUGCCCGGGUAAACAUCCCCGGAACAGCAAUACCACGAACGGCGACUCAGCCGAUGCGGAUACCCUCUAUGUUACUUGCGAAUAGUAGUAGUGAGGAUGAGGAUACGGAUGAGGAUGCGCAGACGGGAAGGCGGGUAGUGGAUCGGAUGGAUGUGCGGGGUACGACAGUGAAUGAGCAGGGGAAGGGGAAGGAGAAAGAGAAGGUGAAGGAGGAGAAGGUGGAUGUGGAUGCGAUGGAUCUUGAUGCGUUUUUGGAUAUGUUGACUGGGUAG
This is a messenger RNA of Fimicolochytrium jonesii, 1570 nucleotides long. RefSeq lists its product as uncharacterized. Lineage: Eukaryota; Fungi; Chytridiomycota; Chytridiomycetes; Spizellomycetales; Powellomycetaceae. The record is from RefSeq and is a predicted model, not a curated record. Gene Ontology annotation, molecular function: protein binding. The coding region runs from base 188 to 1570 and encodes 460 amino acids. The transcript is spliced from 4 exons.